UUCAAUUAGGAAUUUUUUGCAUUUACAUUAAGAACAUCAUCUUAUUCAUGGCUCUACUUCUCAGUCGGCUCUCGAGACUCCGCCUUGGGAAACCUGUGUUUGUAAGAUCUUCUCUUCUCCAUUCUAAUGGCUUCUCAACUUCCUUGCUGCAAAUCCCUCCUUAUCACGUCUUCAGCGCUGAUCCUUGUGGACCAAGAUACCCGGAUCUCGGUAAACUCAUCAUUUUCAAAGCUAAUGAAUAUGACAGCACUCACUUGGAAAAGAAGGUUCCAAUGGAGUUGGUAGAUGGAAAGGCCAUGGUAACGAUCGGGUCAUCUCAUGGCUGGGUAGCUACUUUGAAGGACGAUGGAGUAGUGCGUCUCCAAGACGAUCUAAACCUGGUUGCAUCUGAUACAGAUCCGAAACGCAUUCCCCUGCCCCCUCUUGUAACUCUGCCUCAUUGCCAAACCCAAGUUGUCACCAACGUGGCCAUGUCUUCUUCUUCUCCUGAGGAUGAAGACUGUCUUGUGGCUGUCAAGUUCUUAGGACCUCAGAUCAGCUUAUGUAGACCAGCUCAAAGAAACUCCCAGUGGAUCAACAUCAGAAUCGAAAACCCAUGUUUCCACUCCUCCCCUGUUAUGUUUUCCAAGAAAGAUGGCAUGUUUCACAUUCCCGGAUCUGGAGGUCACCUCAUUGGAUCAUGGGAUCUCCACAAACAUAAGAACAAACCCAAGAUUCAGAGGUUGCGAUUCAAAAACCUUCCCGAGCUCACCAAGACCAAAAGGGAGCUUUUGCAUUCGUGUUGCACGAGCGAACACUUGGUAGAGUCAAGAACCACAAAUGAGACUUUCUUGGUUAAGUGGUAUAGGAAGGUCACCACCAGUGGCGUGGUGAAAAUGAAAACAAGAGCUUUAAUGGUCUUCAAGCUAGACGAAGAAGGGAACGCUGUUUACACCCAAGACAUCGGAGAUCUCUGCAUUUUCCUCUCAAAGUCUGAACCCUUUUGUGUCACUGCUAGCUCCUAUCCCGGCAUGUGCUCUAACAAAGUCCACACCUUGGAUGUCGACGAAGACGCACUUGUCGAUCUUUCUGAUUCCUCCAUCAUUAGUGGAAUUUGUACUUUCGGGUCCCCUUACUAUAUUCCACCUCAAAAAUUUGACUCUUAGGCUGGAAUUAUGUCCCCUAGUGCUAGAAGAGUCUUGUCUUUUCUUAAACCUUUCAAAUAUCAAAUCUAUUUUAUAUAUUCUCUGUGAGAUUGAGAUGCAUAUGCUCUUAAAUAUACCACCUUUUGGCACAUUUGAUAAUCUGCGAUGACUCGUCUUCAUGAUCAGAUAUAUAUGAUGAACUAGAACUCUGUUCUUUGGAAAAAGGUUCUUUUCC
Molecule: messenger RNA, 1359 nt
Organism: Arabidopsis lyrata subsp. lyrata
Lineage: Eukaryota; Viridiplantae; Streptophyta; Magnoliopsida; Brassicales; Brassicaceae
Exons: 1
Coding region: 48-1145 (365 amino acids)
Source: RefSeq, a predicted model, not a curated record